CGAAAUCUUAAAACGCUCGAUUCUCAAACGAGGAGACCUAACCGAUCGACAAAGGUUAGAUCAACUCUUCAACAAUAUCGACCUGCAACACGGUUCUGCGACAGACAUGUUGCAACGGAUGAGAGAGGUUAUAGGCCCAAGAACUUUCGACGAAGGCCUAUUCAAACAACUCUUCUUGUCAAAACUUCCCCAACAGGUGCAAGCAGUUCUGGUCUCGUUCCAGAACAACGCCUUAGACGAGCUAGCUGCAUCUGCCGACCGCAUUUUAGAAAUUACGAAAUCUACUACCGAGGUAUUUUCAGUCAAAGAAAAACCUCAAACGACUCAGAAUGAUAUAAACGACUUAUGUCACACACUCACGCGUUAUCUUAGUCUUCGUACCGACCGUAAGAGAUCGCGCACACCACGUAGAAGCAUUUCUCGUAAGCGAUCUGUCUCUAGACCACGAGAGACAGAUAACCCCGACUGGUGCUGGUAUCAUAACCAGUAUGGGAAGUUUUCCAGAAAUUGCAGAAAACCCUGCAAUUUUCCCAGCACGAAACCGACUGAUUCGAAAAGCAAUUCGGGAAACUUCCAAGCCGGCACGCGUUAACGGCAACCGUAGCCGGCGAACAAAGCCGUCUGUUAUUCGUCACAGAUGUGACAACGAGAGUUCGCUACCUCGUCGACACUGGCGCAGAAGUUAGCGUUCUCCCAGCAAAUCCUAACGACCGACUACACGAAUCGACCCUAAACUUACAGGCGGCAAACGGAAAACCGAUCGCUACGUAUGGCAAAAGGUACGUUUACCUUAACGUGGGUUUACGCAAACCCAUCCACUGGAUUUUCGUUGUUGCAGAUGUUUCUAUGCCAAUCAUUGGUAUGGAUCUUCUACAACACCACAAUCUGAUCAUCGACACGCGCAAACGGAGGCUAGUAGACGGUAACACUAAUUUGUCCGUUUGCGUAACUUCUUUUACUGGUUGUAGAGUAUCCCCAGUCACAGUUAAACAUAUGAUAGACCCACUCUAUCAGCCACUACUCGAUAAGUACCCUGAGAUACAACAAACUCAAACGAAACUACCGUGUGUAACCAGCAAAGUUACACAUCACAUCACGACUACAGGACCACCUGUAUUUUCUAAAGCACGCCGACUAGCUCCUGAAAAGCUAAGGUUAGCGAAAAACGAAUUCGAUCACAUGACGGACUUAGGAAUCAUACGACCUUCAAGUAGCCCAUAUGCAUCUCCGUUGCACAUGGUCCCUAAAAAGGACAGCAACGAUUGGCGUCCAACUGGUGACUAUCGGCGAUUGAACGCGAAAACCAUUCCCGAUCGUUACCCGUUGCCUCACAUUCACGAUUUGACAGCUACCUUGAAAGGUACAACUGUCUUUUCGAAAAUCGACUUGGUUAAAGCGUAUAACCAAAUCCCUAUGGCUACUGACGACAUACCGAAAACGGCUAUCAUAACUCCCUUCGGACUCUAUGAAUUUUUGCGAAUGCCUUUCGGUCUAAGGAAUGCUGCUCAAACAUUCCAAAGAUUCAUAGACGACGUUUUUCGAGGUCUCAACUUCGUACAUGCGUAUGUUGACGACUGUCUAAUCGCAAGUCCGGAUAGAGAAACACAUCUCAAGCAUCUGGAUCUUGUUUUCGAACGACUUCAAAAACAUGGCAUAACUGUAAACGUUCAGAAAUGCCAAUUCGGAACCAACUCGUUAGACUUCCUAGGACACACUAUCGAUGCUCAAGGCAUUCGACCUCUUAGGACCAAAGUGGCGGCCAUUCUGGAUUACCCAGAACCGACCACCGUCAAGCAAUUGCGCACGUUUAACGGCCUGGUAAGUUUCUAUAGACGUUUCAUACCCAAAUGCGCAUUACUUAUGAAACCUCUGACCGACCAACUUCGUGGAAAUGCGAAAUCCAUUAAUUUGGACGACACCGCACGAAAAGCUUUCUCCACAGUUAAGGAACUGAUUGCUAAAGCAACAAUGCUCGCACAUCAGGACACCCGAGCACCCAUUAGCAUCGCAGUAGACGCAUCCGACUCAGCAAUCGGAGGAGUCUUACAACAAUGGGUUAACAACUCCUGGCAACCCUUGGCAUUUUUCUCUAGAAGGUUGCUAGACACCGAAUCGAGGUACAGCACAUUCGGUAGGGAACUCCUAGCUAUGUAUUGUGCUGUACGGCAUUUCCAACACUACAUCGAAGGUCGUGAAUUCACUCUUUUCACGGAUCAUAAACCGCUUACUUUCUCGUUAAGCUCUCCUUCUGACAAGUACUCUCCCCGUGAGUCUCGACAACUGGACUACAUUUCGCAGUUUACUUCAGAUAUUCAACACGUCUCUGGAGCAAACAAUGUAGUUGCAGACGCUUUAUCUCGUAUAACUUCCUUGAACAGUUUCCAGGGAAUCGACCUUCUUAAACUCGCCGAGCUUCAAAAAGAAGACAGUGAUCUUCAGCACGAUUUGUCGUCCACAACACUUAAACUACGCAUCAAACAGAUGGGAACAGGUAAGGAAACCUUACUUUGUGACACAUCUACAGGUAGGGAUCGCCCAAUCGUGCCGAAACAUUAUCGACGCAAUGUCUUCAACACAUUGCACAAACUUUCGCAUCCAGGUGUUCGUGCAUCCAUCAAGCUUAUAGCAGAAAGAUUUUGCUGGCCUGGAAUGAAUAAAGACGUGAGGGAGUGGGCACGCUCCUGUGUAGGCUGCCAAAAAUCUAAGGUUAUAAGACACAAUAAAUGUCCCUUAGGCUCGUUUAAAACUCCCGAUGCUCGUUUCGACCAUGUUCAUUUGGAUUUGGUAGGACCUUUACCAGAUUCAAAUGGAUACUCUUAUCUCUUAACCUGCGUUGACCGUUUCACUCGAUGGCCAGAAGCAGUACCUAUCAAGGACAUCACUGCUGAAACAGUGGCCCGCACCUUCGUCGAACGAUGGGUAGCAAACUUCGGCUGCCCUUCAACCAUCACUACAGACCGCGGACGUCAAUUUGAAUCUGAUCUUUUCCGUCGUCUGACCACUCUUUUAGGAAGCACUCGCUUCCGAACGACCGCCUACCAUCCACAAGCAAACGGGUUGGUAGAACGUUUUCACCGACAACUGAAAGCUUCGCUAUCAGCUGCAAACGUUUCACAGUGGACCGACGCUCUUCCACUCGUCUUACUAGGUAUCCGCAAUGCAGUGAAAGCUGACAUUGGAUACACUGCGUCUCAACUCGUUUAUGGUACGACACUUCGACUUCCAGGAGAAUUCGUGGAUCCUUCAUCCUCUUCAAUGAACAUGGAUCUAACCUCCUACACGAACAGGCUUACAAACGCAAUGCGUUCAGUUAAACCUGCUUCCACUCGACCUCAAUCAACUGAUGUUUUCGUUCAACCUGACUUACGAUAUAGUACACACGUUUUCGUUCGUCGAGACUCGCAUCGACGACCAUUCGAAUCAGCAUACGAAGGACCCUUCAAAGUUCUUCAACGUGAACCUAAGUACUAUAUAGUCGAUAAGAACGGAACCAACGAUAGCAUCAGUAUCGAUCGCUUAAAAGCAGCGUAUUUAGAAGGAAAUCCUAUCUACGUGGAUUUUCCUUCGGUACAAUCGAACGACACGACUCCGACACUUAUAAUACCUCAUCCGACAACCAACACACACGAUGAUACUUCGACAGUAUCCGAAAAUAAACUUAAAACGACGCGUUCUGGAAGAAGGGUGAGAUUUCCAGAACAUUUAAACGACUAUUGCACGUAAGGCACUUCUAGAAAUUUUAUAUUAUUAUUUUUUUUUAAAAAAACAAUUUUAACAUGCUUAUAUAUUUUUAUUUCUAUUUAAAAAAAAACAAAAAAAACAAUUUUUUUAACGCUAUUACGUGUUCAUGAGUUUAUUUUCCAUUUUUUUUCCGCCGACAUUGUGCUUUUACGCACAUACGAGUGUAUCUUCGACAUGCACUUACAUUUUCUUUUUCUUUUCCAGGACGGCUGGAAAAGAACGAUGACGUUUAUGAGGAUCCGAAAUUUUCAUUGUACAUUUUCUUUUUUUACUAUGUUGUACCUCCGUCCCAUAUAGUAAGGAAAGACGACCAGACGCUGCUAAAUUUAGUAAGCUAUCAGAAGAGUGUUUACCAACGACAAACUCGUUGGGUUUAAACUUCUGGCUGGCCACGUCUUAGGGUCGUCACUGCCCCACUAGGGGGGGAGUGAUCUGUAGCGGUAAAUAAAUCCCCAAAAUAAAUAGCACUAAGUUUUCGACAUUGGAUGCUGACCAUAUGUUUUAGUGGACUCAUCUAGCUGAAGGCGCUCGGUCAGGCAUCUGCACCAGAUCACGUGUGGUAACGCCGUGCUCAACAUCAACCACAAUCGCUAGCCAGUUUAGAUCAGAGAAUCCCGAUAUAUUGGUCAUCGCCAAAUAUACUCUUCCAAACUCCUCGACUCUGUCUUUUGAUUUCUCUGGGCGGGAACGAAAUAUAUUAGAAGGUGUUACUGGUAGAAGCGUUGUCAAACACUGAAUACCUGUGACAUCAUCACACUUUACAGGAUUUAAUAAUAGCUCCUUAAGAGUUGCAUAAAGAAAAGAGAUAGGUUUUUCUGGAUAUGCCAAACAAACACCACACAACGUAUCCUCAGAGAAUGUAAAUCUCCAAAUAACUCUUCAACACACUAGAACCAUGGCGGUUGAGUGACCAAUCAACAUUCGCUGCAUGCUCCCAUAAUCUCUGAACCACUCCAGAACUUCAGACCAUUUCAGAAUGAAAACACAAUAAAAUGAAAUGAGUAUCAUUUAUUUUUUGAGCUUCGAAUAUAGUAGCACAUUAAUAACAACUGACUGACUAAUAGGUCAGUUUUUGUCCGUUUCUUAAUACUCAUUAAGUACAAUAAAAAUCUCAUCAACUAAUAAAUCUUUUUAUCCGAACAUAUUACAUGAAACAUGCUAUCGAAAAUGUGAUAACAGCAAUACAUCGCAUCCCGUAUAGAAACAAUUAGCCGGAAGGUUUCUACGACAAAAAUGUUAUUAGGAAACUGCAUAACAUUAAUGCAUAAGUGUUGUGUGCCGAUAAGAAUAAUAAGUGGUAAUUUUUUGGAUCUAUUUGUGGACCAAUACUAUACGUAUAUUUUUAUCGUAUAAUUGUUAAUUAACUAAACUAUUUGUAUUCAUGUCUCUCUUAUCAUUAGCUUUAUUUUAAUCCAUGACUUUUUAUUGUACGAUUUUCCAUUCUUGAAUUAUUCCCUGUCUAUUAACCACUACCUCCCAUGUUCACAGCCACACUUGGCCAAAUUUUGUACAAAUGUUAUUUUCUAUUUUGUCGUACGUUGUGGUCUACUUGUUUGGUAUAUAAACCGAGUAUGUUUGAAAUACAUGAUUCAUAUCGU
Molecule: messenger RNA, 5339 nt
Organism: Schistosoma haematobium
Lineage: Eukaryota; Metazoa; Platyhelminthes; Trematoda; Strigeidida; Schistosomatidae
Product: Transposon Ty3-I Gag-Pol polyprotein
Exons: 1
Coding region: 847-3723 (958 amino acids)
Biological process (GO): DNA integration
Molecular function (GO): nucleic acid binding
Source: RefSeq, a predicted model, not a curated record